Scomber japonicus (chub mackerel) is the source of this 624-nucleotide messenger RNA. RefSeq names its product crystallin beta gamma X (gene crybgx). The coding region runs from base 1 to 624 and encodes 207 amino acids. Gene Ontology annotation, biological process: visual perception; lens development in camera-type eye. The transcript is spliced from 6 exons. Lineage: Eukaryota; Metazoa; Chordata; Actinopteri; Scombriformes; Scombridae. Gene Ontology annotation, molecular function: structural constituent of eye lens. The record is from RefSeq and is a predicted model, not a curated record.
AUGAACAUCUUUACUAAGGUCCCAGGAUUAGCCCAACAAACCAGCAAGCUGGGGUCUGUGCUCCAACGUGCCUUCUACGGGUCCAGUGGGAGGGUGACCCUUUUCGAGCAGAGGAACUUCGCUGGCAGGCGGCUGGACCUGAGUUCUGACUGCUCCAGGCUCAGUGAAAAGAACUUCCCAGAAAGAUGCAACUCUGUGCAGGUGGAGAGCGGAGCAUGGAUCGGUUUUGAGCAUGAGAACUUCCGGGGCCGUCAGUACCUGUGGGACAUGUCCGACCGCGGAGAGUACAACUGCUACGAUAAGUGGUGUGCUCAGAUCGACCAUGUCUCCUCCGUCCGUGCCGUCAAACAGGAUAAUAACCCUGCCAAAGCUCAGCUGUAUGAGCGUGCCGGUUACUCUGGUAAGAAGAUGGAGAUCCAGGACGACAUUCCCAACCUGAUGAGCCGUUACAGCCUCAACAGAGUCGCCUCCAUCCGCGUGCUCGGAGGAGCCUGGGCAGUUUAUCAGGAGCCAAACUACAGAGGACCUCACUACAUCCUGGAGAAGCGUGACUACAACAACUUCUCUGACUGGGGCAGCCAGAACAGCACCGUCGGCUCCAUGCGUAGAGUCCGCUUCAACUAG